This is a messenger RNA of Diprion similis, 1295 nucleotides long. RefSeq lists its product as uncharacterized. The record is from RefSeq and is a predicted model, not a curated record. The transcript has 5 exons. NCBI's taxonomy places the organism in Eukaryota, Metazoa, Arthropoda, Insecta, Hymenoptera, Diprionidae. The coding region runs from base 177 to 1295 and encodes 372 amino acids.
CAAAUACAAAUAGGGAUGAGGUUGUAAUUAUGACCCUGUUGCAUCAUGCUUGAGUUAUUUUAAAAUAUUUUUCAAAUGUUUCUACUUUCCUAUCCUAGAUUACCAUACAAAUUUCUUUCUUUCUUCCCAGUAUAAUUUUUCGUUUUGUUUCAUGACUUCAAUAACUGUAAAGUGAAAUGCUGAAGAAAUCAAUAACGCUGAGUAGCCACGGGCGUGUUAUUCAAAAGCCAAACCGAUAUUGUACAACCGAGUCGUCUGCAGAUGAAAGACCUGCAGCUUCAAACCCACCAAAGAAGCAGAUGUCGAUGGAGCAACGCAUAGCAAUGAUGGUGGAUCAAGUCGCUUCGGGAGACUCACAACAUUUUGAAUUGGGUAGUGAUCAAGAUGACCCUGACGAAAUCAUGCCAAAUUCACAAUUGCACUCUAGUAAUUCUGUAACAUUUAGCGAUGUAGUACGAGUAACGACACAAGGACAUAAUCACGUCAAAGAGCGAAUUAAUCAUAUCCCGUUGAAUUCAAGAGCAUCAGUGAAUCUACGUCCAGUCUCUGUAACAGGUACUGUUGAAGAAAACCGUGACAUUACACCGACUACAUCUUCAGAGCAGACACUUCAGCGUAUUGCCCAAUCCACCACUGAUGGUUUACAAGAUCUUCUACAACAGUUUGAGGAGCGCCAAAAGGAAUGCCUUCUAGACUUUGCAAUGAAAGUCCGAAAGGACCACCGCGAAGACAUGAUUAAGCUUAACGACCACGCAGAGAAGCGCUACCAGCAUUUCGAAACAGUCAUCAAACAAAUGAUUCAAAAGGAGCGGGAAAUUGAAAGGGCGUACCCAUAUGAAAAGCCACCAGGGUUCCCUCUUGAUUCCUUGGAGGUAUUCCAGGAGUUUGAAGAAGAUCCUGAAAGACAACGAUCUCUAAAACACUAUCUCAUCAAUGUCGGUGGUAUCACAGCUAGAGAUGCUCUCAACCAAUUUCUAAAGGAAGCCAUGACAGAUAGCCUGACAAAACACUUCUCUUGGACCGGAAAGACUGUUUUAGACAAAGAGAAUCUACGACCACUAUUUAAUACCUGCAUCGGAAAGGUGUUUUUUGAUGCCUUACGUGAGUGUCGAACAAUACCACAGCCACGUGAUCGGACAAAAUUUGCAAGACUGAUGCAAGAGGUAAUUCGGGGCGCAAAACAAAGACUGCGGGAUUCAAAGAGACGCGCCAAUGGUCCUUUUAGCAUGGAGGGUCGCAGACAAAAAUAUAUGAACGAAAUGGCUCAACGGUACGAUGUUGAAGACCCUGCCUAA